This is a messenger RNA of Conger conger (European conger), 4072 nucleotides long. RefSeq names its product erlin-1-like. Bases 375 to 1415 code for a protein of 346 amino acids. Gene Ontology annotation, biological process: SREBP signaling pathway. The transcript is spliced from 12 exons. Lineage: Eukaryota; Metazoa; Chordata; Actinopteri; Anguilliformes; Congridae. Gene Ontology annotation, cellular component: endoplasmic reticulum; endoplasmic reticulum membrane. The record is from RefSeq and is a predicted model, not a curated record. Gene Ontology annotation, molecular function: cholesterol binding; ubiquitin protein ligase binding.
ACUGUCUUCUAACGUGGUUACUAUUUUUUAACUGCUCGUGGCCCAGGUCUCGCUAUCUAACAUUAGGUUCUCCAGUUAGCUUGCCAGGUAACUGUUAGCCUGAUGUUAUAUGCAGCGAAAUAAAUCUGAUACUCACUCUGCUAUUGCCCAUGCGCUGGCCAGUUUGCAAAUUUGGUAAUAAUAAUGCGGCUGACAGACAUUUACUUAUUCAGCAACAUGCUGAUUUGUACAACAUAAAAUGUGUAUAACGAAGCUGUCAACCAUUAGCUUGUUAGCUAACUAUCUAACCUAGUUAGCUUCUCGAGUUCUGAAAAGGCAGUCCGUUGCGAUUAACAAGUGGCUAUUCGAGGUCAUUUGAGGUAAGUGUUGUAAGGAUGACGAUGGCUCAUGUUGGGGCAAUAGUUGCGACUGUCACCGGAGUGAUGGCCAUGUUUCUGCACUCCUCAAUACACAAGAUUGAAGAGGGGCACCUUGCUGUUUACUACAGAGGUGGGGCUCUUCUGAUGUCUCCAAAUGGCCCAGGCUACCACAUCAUGCUACCGUUCAUCACCAGUUACCGAUCUGUCCAGACAACCCUCCAGACAGAUGAAAUAAAGAAUGUGCCUUGUGGAACCAGUGGAGGUGUCAUGAUCUACUUUGAUCGAAUUGAAGUGGUCAACAUGCUGGUUCCUACAGCAGUGAUAGACAUUGUGAAAAACUACACUGCUGAUUAUGACAAGACGUUGAUCUUUAAUAAGAUCCACCACGAGCUGAAUCAGUUCUGCAGCGUACAUACUCUCCAGGAGGUCUACAUCGAAUUAUUUGACAUUAUCGAUGAGAACCUGAAGAUUGCACUUCAGAAGGAGCUGAAUGUUAUGGCGCCUGGUCUCACUAUUCAGGCAGUGCGUGUUACAAAGCCCAAAAUUCCAGAGGCAAUCAGGAGGAAUUUUGAAUUAAUGGAGGCUGAGAAGACCAGGCUGCUCAUCACUGCACAGACCCAGAAGGUGGUGGAGAAGGAGGCUGAGACAGAGCGAAAGAAAGCCAUCAUUGAGGCCCAGAAGAUAGCACUAGUGGCUGAAAUCCACUACAGGCAGAAGGUCAUGGAGAAAGAAACAGAGAAGAGGAUCUCUGAAAUAGAAGACGCGGCGUUUCUGGCCAGAGAGAAGGCCAGGGCAGAUGCAGAAUACUACACUGCAGAAAGGCUAGCUGAAGCUAAUAGGUUGAAGCUCACUCCUGAAUACCUUGAGCUCAUGAGGCACCAGGCGAUUGCGGCCAACAGCAAGAUCUACUUCGGACAGGACAUCCCCACCAUGUUCCUGGACAACAGCGGCAGCCCGGGCCGGACUAAGAGCGAGCGGGAGCCCCAGGACCUGCUGGAAGUUCUGGACCGGGGCGGGAGACGCAGGAGAGCAUCCUCUAAAAUGUCUGGGCGCUGAGGAGAAGGGGGCUAGAAGGCCACGCCCCAGCCGUCGGUCUGCUGGAGAAUUUACGGGCAUGCUCUGUCACUUAGCUUUUCUCUUCUGAAGGUGGAGAACAGGGAGUGCUGACUGCUGACUGACAGGCUGAGGGAUGUGGCUGUCCUGUUUUCGCAGUGGCUCAUGUGACACUGCUCUGUCAGGUGGGACAGGUACGAGCUGAGUUAGUGUGUGUGCGCACUGCCUGAAUGACUGCUGCAGAUUACCUAUGAUGGCUAACUACCGCUGGGACAUGGGUGUCAAUCUAAUGUGAUUACAGCGACAAGAGUAACCACUUUUUUUAAUGAGAAGAUUAUUCGCUGGGUCUUAUAUGCAACUCUUGGCUUUGCAAAUUUAUGCGUUCAUAUUUUUUUUGACCUGUGCAUUUAGUUUCCGGGUUGAUCUACAUUUAAAUUCAGAGGGUUAUUAAUUUGAAGCAGUUGUUUAGUUUUUUUUGUGUAACUGGAAUUAUCUGGCUAAGGUAUACAAGAACAUUUGCAAUUCACUCUUCUGUAAAGGGAAAUUUCCUCGGUAAGGAAUAUAACUUUUUUGAAUAAAUGAUUUGAAUGUGAACAUCGCAGCACUUGGAAGUUUCAUUGUAGGAAUACUUAUCGAUUACCUAGCUCACUCAAGUAAUGGCUUUAUUAGCCAAAGGCAUUUCAUCUGUUAACACAAAUCAGACUGGUUAAGUGUUAUUUAAGUUCUUACUUAAGGAGAAAAAUGUGUUAUGUCACAGGCCAAUAAUGAUGUUUACACGUGCAUAUAUUUCCACAUGCUGAACCCCGAGGUGUCUUGUAGAAUAGCGUGAUUGGUGGCACUGUAACAGAGAGUCGAGUUUAAACACUAAAGAUGAUGCUUCUUACAAAGGGCACCAAGGACAAAGGGCUUGAACCAAAAAAACAAAUCAUGCUUCAGUUUCACCAUCUUUAUUAUUCAUUAUCUAAAGAAUGAUUAAAUAAUUCUAUUUUUGUCAAAGCAUAUCUAAGUGGGCACCGGAAUACAUUUUAAUGUUUGAAAAUGAGCUCUUAUUAUUUUGUAUUGGGUGCAGCUGGUGAUGUGGUGCCACCAGGAUGUGCUGAGGUGAUUGUUUUGUAAACGGAAAUGUGUCCAAAGGGUGCCUCUUCACAUAAUAUAGGGGUACCCUUAAGGUGAGGUGACAGAUUCUUCUGUCUUGAGUCUGUCUUUCUUGCAAUGGAGACUGAAUAUGUUUAUUUUUAUUUUUGGGUAGACCGAGCUUGAACUGCACUGCCCCUGUAGAUUUGUCCAAGAUCAAAUGCUCAGUGCUCUGCCUGUAAAGGCCAAAUGCCUGUAUUCAGAAUGAUUUGGGGGCUGAUUUAAUGUAGUUGGCACUGGGGGCUUGACAGGUCUUGCCAUUUAUGGAUAUCUCGUGUUUUUAUUUUGUAUUAAAUCUGUGCUAUGCCAUAAAUUCAGUUUGAAUUAAAUGGAAUCUGUGCUAAUGGAGAACAAGAAAGUCUCCAAAAAUGUGAUUAAUAAAAUCUUUGCUAACUGUUGCAGUAUUUCAGAAGGAUACUUGAGGUUUAAACUGUAUAAACAUUUUCCUUUCCUGGGGAUGGAUGCAGUGAAAGCUGGAGAUGGUGUAGGAGUACCCCCUCUUCCCCCCCCCCAAAUUAAUUCCUUGAUUAAUAUAUUUUGGUGUUUUCGGCUCUUGUGGUUGAGAUUUUAAGUAAAGGAACUGGAUCUGCCUGCAGGGGGAGCUGUUGUGCUUCCUAAAAUAGCUUCACUCCACUCCACUCCAUGUCCUGUGGGCUGCAGUGUCUGUAUUUGCGCCUACCAUGCGCUACACCACCCGAUUUCACUAAUUAUUUUACCUGCUUGGUUCAGAUAAUAGACUAAUUCAUGAAAUCAGGUGGUGUAGACCCUGCGGCCCACAUGACGUGGAGUUGAGUUCAGCGCUGGUCUAAAGUAAUGUGUUAUUCAAGUCUGAGGAAUUUGUUUAGUAGAGCCAUGUUUUGUUGUUCAUUGGAGACUGCCGUGCUGUGUGCCUGUGUUGUUUAUGAGCAUAUAAGGUGUAAAGCACACAUGAGCCUAUACAAAGCCAAGCGUGCAUCCGGCAUUAUUGUCCUGUUACAAUUUAAUUUAAUUUAAUUCAGUAUCUCAGGAUGUUCAGUACUUUUCUUUAAAGCUGAUUAAGCAAUUGUUCAAAUUCGGUGAUUUCUACAGCCAUCUUUGGUUGUUUUGUGGUAUAGUGAUGUGUUCAUUGUAAUUUGUCAAAGCAUUAUAUUAAUUUACUGACGAUGCAAAGGUCGUAACACUAAAACCUUCAACUAAUCAACUAAACAAAUUCAGCAAAAACAGUGGGAAAUUUCCAAGAACUGCAUGCUUAAUCCCAAUAAUGUGAUUGGUGUUAUUCCAAGACAUUCUUGCUUACUUGGUGAAGGAGAUCAGUUGAGUUGUCAGAAAGAUAGUUGUGGCGAUGGUUAGUGAUGCUUUCAUUCUGAUUAGCAAUGUGAUGCAAAACGUUUGAAUUGAAAAUUUCAUAUGUUUACUAUGUGAAUGCUACUUUUUUGUACAAUCUGCGUAAUCUGAAUAUGUCGCAAUUUUGAAAUGUUUUUAUGCAACCUUUCCAAGCAGUUUUGACAAUGGCCUCUGAAAAAAUAAAACAUAUUUUGAUACCACAA